AAUAGUAUCAGCCGCAAUCCUCCAACGAGUAAAUACAAAAAGAUAUUUCCGCAACCACAUUCAGAUCACUCCACGUGUAACCUCAUAAGAUUAAUAAAAAAAACGGACGCCUCGUGUGAUCAAGAUCCUCUUAAACCGCCACGUGGUCUCUCUUCUUCACUCCUCCUCCUCCUCCUUCAUCACCACCAAACAACAAUCACUCAAUAACUCGUGUAUAAUCUCAAAAAUGUCGUGCUCUCUGCAACUAAUACCUAGUUGCAGCAGCAGCAGCAGCAGAGUUUUGCACUACAAUCUCCUAUCUCCGACGUCGUUUUACAGUACUAGCAGAGAUCUAUCGUUCUUGUUCAAUGGAGCCGUGCAUUGGAAGAAACACAUUCGAUUGAGUAAAGGAAAUGGUAGAGUUUAUGCAAUGUGUGAUGGUAAUUCGAGAUUGAAGAUGAAUCUGAAUGAAUAUAUGGUUCAUUUAGAGAAGCCGUUCGGGAUUCGAUUCGCUCUCUGUGUUGAUGGCAAAAUCAUCGUACACGCUCUCAAGAAAGGGGGAAAUGCGGAGAGGUCCAGGAUAAUAAUGGUGGGAGACACUUUGAAGAAAGUUACUGAUUUGUCUAGCGGAAGAUUUGUUACUAUUAACGAUGUUGGUGAUGCACAGAACAUGCUGAUAGAAAACACUGGAUCUUUUAGCUUGAUCCUUGAGAGACCCUUUUCCUCUUUUCCAAUUCAUCAACUACAACUUCUCAAUGAUAUAGAUAUUAUGUUCAAUAGAGGACGUGUUCCUGUUACUACUUGGAAUAAAAAUAUCCUGUCGUCAAAUUUGAAAGCUUCUACUGAGGGAAGUGGGAAUUCUGGUUAUAUAACAUUUGCUUCAAAUUUUCUAACAUCAAAUGGAUGGAAGCUUUUGAAUGAUCAAAAUGGAUAUCUGGGAUUACAAUCAGAGAACACUCUCCGCUCUCCUGUGAGCCAAUUUGUUUGUGUUUUCUCUGAGAGGGAAUCUGGAGAAGGGGAAUGGGCUUAUGGGAACUUUCCUGUGGAAGAGUACAUCAAGGCAUUAGAACGUUCUAAAGGCGAGCUAUACUACAAUCAUGGACUUGGUAUGCGAUAUAGUAAGAUUACAGAGCAAAUAUAUGUAGGAUCUUGUAUACAAACAGAAGCAGAUGUAGACAAUUUGUCUAGCGUGGGGGUCACUGCUAUAGUCAAUUUUCAAAGUGUUACUGAAGCAGAAAACUGGGGAAUCAAUUUUAAUACAAUCAAUGAGUCAUGCCAAAGAUCCAAUAUUCUCAUGAUCAAUUAUCCUAUAAGGGAUGCAGAUUCCUUUGACAUGAGGACGAAAUUACCAUUCUGUGUUGGGCUUCUGUUGCGCUUAUUGAAAAAGAAUCACCGUGUUUUUGUUACUUGUACAACUGGUUUUGAUAGGUCUCCUGCUUGCGUCAUUGCAUACCUUCAUUGGAUAACUGAUACAUCCCUUCAGGCAGCAUAUAAUUUUGUCACUGGAUUGCAUUUGUGCAAGCCUGACAGACCUGCAAUUGCUUGGGCAACAUGGGAUCUUAUAGCUAGGGUGGAAAAUGGUAGGCAUGAUGGACCAGCGACACAUAUUGUGACUUUUGUGUGGAAUGGUCAAGAGGGAGAAGAUGUUUCGCUGGUUGGAGAUUUUACCGGAAAUUGGAAGGAACCAAUCAAGGCAAGUCACAUGGGUGGUCCAAGAUAUGAAGUUGAUGUUAGACUGCCCCAAGGAAAGUACUACUAUAAGUACAUAACUAAUGGACAAUGGCGGCAUUCAACAACUUCACCAACAGAGCAGGAUGACAGGGGAAACAUCAACAACAUCAUUGUGGUAGGCAAUAUUGCAAAUGUGAGGCCUUCUAUUCAACAACAAAAGAAGGAUGCCAACAUUGUGAAGGUAAUUGAGAGGACAUUGACAGAAAAUGAGCGCUUCAUGCUGGCAAAAGCAGCUCGCUGUGUUGCAUUCUCUAUUUGUCCAAUCAGACUAGCUCCCAAGAAAUAGCUGGGUAUUUGAUAUCGAUCCAGAAUUUCAAGGUUAGGACCUAACAUGGACUCGAAGUACAUGGACCCAACUUCGCUUGGUGCAUCGAAUACGCAUAGCCAAAACAACCUCAUGAUAAACACCAAGUUAAAGAAACUUGAAAAUGACUCGGGUGAAUGACUAUCGAUGAUCCAAGAAAUGGGUUCAGGUUUGAGUUUUUGAAGCUGUGAACGAGGGCAAGUACUAGCCUGAGCAGCCAUAGGUGAGCGUGUGAUGAUUUCUUGGAGAAGUUGUAGUAGUAAAGGAAGGAAAGGUUUUUCUGAGUUUAAAGGACAUUUGUCAGAAACCCAAAUAGUCUCUGGAGCAUUAUAAUGAUGAAAACCCUGUAAACAUAAAGCGAAUGUAACCAAUACGUCCGAGUUGGACCCAGCACUUCUUUCUGCUCUAAGAUGAAUAGAACGAUGAGUUGAUGAAUCGUCUCUGACGGAACUCGCGAGUUCAAAGACACGUGGUGACUCUGACUCGGCCCACUCGGCCAAGUCAGGAAGCGCACAUAUCCAUGACCAUAUAUCCAUCUUCAUCAAUCUUGGGGCUUAAUGGGUAUUUAGUUUUAGUUACUUUCUGUGUGAUAUUUGAAUGAAAGAUGAAGUAAAAUGUUAGUGCAGAUUUAGAGGUUUUUAAAGAGAGUGAAUGAAAAGAUUAUGAAAACUUGUAGCAAAAAUGGCCGUGAAAGAGAACAAGUGGCUGUAAGUAGUUUAGUAGUGUAUUUUGCUUCUGUUUUAUUUGAAGUUGAAUUAAUUGCA
Mercurialis annua (annual mercury) is the source of this 2778-nucleotide messenger RNA. Its product is annotated as phosphoglucan phosphatase LSF1, chloroplastic. Gene Ontology annotation, molecular function: carbohydrate phosphatase activity; protein tyrosine/serine/threonine phosphatase activity; protein binding. The transcript is spliced from 11 exons. NCBI's taxonomy places the organism in Eukaryota, Viridiplantae, Streptophyta, Magnoliopsida, Malpighiales, Euphorbiaceae. The record is from RefSeq and is a predicted model, not a curated record. Gene Ontology annotation, biological process: starch catabolic process; protein dephosphorylation. Bases 227 to 1996 code for a protein of 589 amino acids. Gene Ontology annotation, cellular component: chloroplast; starch grain.